UUGCUCUGUAUGUAACUCAGGGAGAUCGGAGGAAGCGGCAGCCAGGUGGCGACCCUGCAGGCAGCGGCGAGCACAAAUCACAAUGGCCUGGCCCGCUGCCAGGAGCUGGGAUUCUGCCAUCACACGGCCCACCAACACUGCAAGAGCAGCUCAUGGUCAGUCAUCAUCACAGACCCUCUCCACGCGUCUCUCUCUCUCAGUACACUCAGUACUAUUUCACUGUCAGCUUUACCCAUGAAAACCAAAAGGCGCUCGAGUUACGCACAGAAGACGUAAAGGACUGCGAUGAAUGGGUGGCUGCGAUAUCACACGCCAGUUACAGAAACUUGGCCAACGAGCAUGAGACUCUCAUGCAGAAGUAUCUUCAUCUGCUUCAGAUUGUGGAGACGGAGAAAACAGUUGCUAAGCAACUUCGACAACAGAUAGAAGAUGGGGAAAUAGAGAUUGAAAGGCUUAAGUCAGAGAUCUCUGGACAUCUCAAGGACAACGAGAAGAUCCACGCCAGCCCUGCAGCUGCCCCAACCGAUGACGACUCAGAAAUCAAGAAAAUCAAAAAAGUCCAGAGCUUCCUGCGAGGCUGGAUUUGCAGGAGGAAGUGGAAGACAAUCAUCCAAGAUUACAUCCGCUCACCCCACGCAGAGAGCAUGAGGAAGAGGAACCAGGUGGUGUUCAGCAUGUUGGACUCGGAGGCCGAGUACGUCCAGCAGCUUCACAUUCUGGUGAACAACUUCCUGAGACCGCUCCGCAUGGCAGCCAGCUCCAAAAAACCACCCAUCACCCAUGAUGAUGUCAGCAGCAUUUUCCUAAACAGUGAAACUAUCAUGUUCCUACAUCAGAUAUUCUACCAGGGGCUAAAAGCCAGAAUAGCGAGUUGGCCAACAUUAGUGCUGGCCGACCUGUUUGACAUCCUGCUGCCCAUGCUGAACAUCUACCAGGAGUUUGUGAGGAACCACCAGUACAGCCUGCAGAUCCUCGCUCACUGCAAGCAGAACCGAGACUUUGACAAGCUGCUGAAGCAGUACGAGGCCAAGCCUGACUGUGAGGAGAGGACUCUGGAGACCUUCCUCACCUACCCCAUGUUCCAGAUUCCCCGCUACAUUCUUACUCUCCACGAACUCCUGGCCCACACGCCCCAUGAACAUGUAGAAAGGAACAGUCUCGACUACGCCAAAUCUAAGCUGGAGGAGCUUUCCAGAAUCAUGCACGAUGAAGUGAGCGAGACCGAGAACAUCAGGAAGAACCUGGCAAUAGAGCGCAUGAUCGUAGAGGGCUGUGAGAUUCUUCUUGACACCAGCCAGACGUUUGUAAGACAAGGGUCUCUCAUCCAGGUGCCGAUGAGCGAGAAGGGCAAGAUCACCCGUGGGCGACUGGGCUCUCUGUCUCUUAAGAAGGAGGGGGAGAGGCAGUGCUUUCUCUUCUCCAAGCAUUUAAUCAUCUGCACCAGAGGAUCUGGGGGAAAGCUUCAUCUCACCAAGAAUGGAGUUGUCUCUCUAAUAGACUGCACUCUUUUGGAGGACCCUGAGGGGACAGAUGAUGAGUCCAAAUCAGACAAGAGUGGCCAGGACAUGGAGCACCUGGACUUCAAGAUUGUGGUGGAGCCAAAGGACAGCCAGUCAUUCACAGUCAUCCUGGUGGCCUCCUCCAGGCAGGAGAAGUCUGCUUGGACCAGUGACAUCAGCCAGUGCAUAGACAACAUCCGCUGCAAUGGGCUGAUGAUGAACGCCUUUGAAGACAAUUCCAAAGUCACAGUGCCACAGAUGAUCAAGUCAGAUUCGAGUCUUUACUGUGAUGAUGUAGACAUUCGCUUCAGCAAGAUGAUGAACUCCUGCAAGGUGCUACAGAUCCGUUAUGCCAGUGUCGAGCGCCUGCUGGAGAGACUGACUGACCUCCGUUUCCUCUCCAUCGACUUCCUCAACACCUUCCUGCACUCUUAUCGCGUGUUUACCACCGCUGAUGUGGUGCUAGACAAGCUUAUCACCAUCUACAAGAAACCCAUCAGUGCCAUCCCUGCGAGGUCCCUGGAGUUAUUCUUUGCCAGCAGUCAGAACAGUAAACUCCUGUAUGGAGAGCCUCCCAGCUCCCCGAGGGCAAGCAGGAAGUUCUCAUCCCCUCCUCCUCUCGCUAUCGCCAAGAAUUCAUCCCCAAAUCGCCGGCGCAAGCUGUCCCUCAACAUCCCCAUCAUCACUGGGGGCAAAGCUCUUGACCUGGCUGCCCUCAGCUGCUCAUCAAAUGGCUAUGCAAGCAUGUACUCAUCCAUGUCACCGUUCAGCAAGACCACCUUAGACAUCAACAAACUGUACGUGUCCAGCCCUGUCUCGAGCAAAAUCCCUGAUGAGGGAGAGGACAAGAAGGACAAGGUGGAGGACACCUCAGUGAGCAAACAAGAUCUCUCUGUUCGGGAAGAAAGUGACAAUGAUCCGAACCAGAGUGACGAUGGGGAAGCAGAAGCCUCUCCCACCAAGUCACCAACCACCCCGAAAAACAUCAAAGGCAAAAACUCAGAGUUCUCUCUGUUUUCCUACAACAAUGGCAUGGUGAUGUCCUCAUGUCGAGAGAUGGAUAACAACCGCAGUGCCCUGUCAGCUGCCUCAGCCUUUGCUAUUGCUACAGCUGGAGCCAAUGAAGGCACGCCUACCAAGGAGAAAUAUCGACGGAUGUCCCUCGCCAGUACUGGAUUCCCAACAGACCAGAGAAAUGGAGACAAAGAGUUUGUGAUCAGGCGAGCAGCGACCAACAGAGUCCUGAAUGUCCUGAGGCACUGGGUGUCCAAACACUCUCCGGAUUUUGAUAGUAACAAUGAGCUGAAGACUAAAGCUAUUGUGUUCCUGGAGGAAGUGAUGCAUGACCCUGAGCUGUUGACCCAGGAGAGGAAAGCAGCAGCCAACAUCAUCAGGACUCUAACUCAGGAAGAUCACGGUGACAAUCAGAUCACCCUUGAAGACGUGACACAACUGGUGAGUGAAAUUGGAGAAGGGAAGGUGGAGGCCUUUGAGAGUCACUCCGCGUUGGAGAUCGCUGAACAGCUCACUCUGCUGGACCACCUGGUGUUUAAGGUCAUCCCAUAUGAAGAGUUCUUUGGACAAGGCUGGAUGAAGAAUGACAAAAAUGAAAAGACGCCGUACAUCAUGAGAACAACAAAGCACUUCAAUGAUAUAAGCAACCUUAUUGCCACAGAGAUCCUGCGCUGUGAAGACGUGGUCACUCGGGUGGUGGUCUUAGAGAAAUGGGUGGCUGUAGCGGACAUCUGUCGCUGUCUCCACAACUACAACGCCGUGCUGGAGAUCACCUCGUCCCUCAACCGCAGCUCUGUCUUCCGCCUCAAGAAGACCUGGCUCAAGGUUUCUAAGCAGACAAAAGCAUUGAUUGACAAGCUGCAGAAGCUGGUCUCAUCAGAGGGGAGGUUCAAAAACCUGAGAGAGGCUUUGAAGAAUUGUGAUCCUCCAUGUGUGCCAUAUCUUGGGAUGUACCUCACCGACCUGGCUUUCAUUGAGGAGGGAACGCCAAACUACACCGAAGACAACUUGGUCAACUUCUCAAAGAUGAGAAUGAUUUCUCACAUCAUCAGAGAAAUCAGGCAGUUUCAGCAAACAGCAUACAAGAUUGACCUGCAACCAAAGGUAGCCCAGUAUCUACUGGAUAAUAGCUUUGUUCUGGAUGAAGAGAGCAUGUACGAGGCCUCACUGAGAAUUGAGCCCAAAGUGCCCAACUGAUGGGGAAGUUGGUCGUCGCAUUCAUUUCUCUGCUAAUAUUACACAUCAGUAAACAUACACAUUACCUUUUGUAUAGUUGUACAUGGUUAAGAUAUUUGCUCUUCUGUACAGUAGAUGUUUAAGGAUGUUUAACACAAAACCUUUCAGUGUAUAUUUUUUGUUUGUUACAGUUGCCACCUGCUUUUCAUUUUAUUUUGGGGUAUUUUAAGCAUAAUAACAGAGGUCCCUUUGGUUGCACACAACUGUGUCUUCUUAGUGACCAAUGACAUUAUUUUGCAUCCUCUUUUAAUGUGUUGACUUUUCUGAACAUUCGUGCUGCCAGCUGUUGUUCUAUUUGCUUGAGUUUUAUCUAUGACUGAGUUUCUCUGCAACCAAUGUAGCAUUGUAAAAAUGUAACUGCAUCAAAUCAGGUAAAAGAGCACAGAGAAUACAACUGUAUUUAAAGAUAAGGCACAAUGAUCAAUGGAGAUGACAGCGAGGAACCUGAAGCAUUAAUGUCUUUGUGCUUCCCAAACCAAAAUAACAGGGAUUUGUUUUCUUAAUUUCUGCUCACUACUCUAAAGUCAGAGGUUCCCAACCAAUCUGUGGCACUGAGGACUGUUUUCAUACUGACAGUGUCAUUACAGACCAGGGAAUAAAACAUAGAUUCUUAUAAAGUGAGGAUGAUAGGGAGGUUUUGUUUUAGUUUUUCAUCAUGACGUUAUGGACUCAGUGGAUCACCAAAGUUAUUAUAAAUCAUCCUUAGUAGAACAUAAAUAUCUAAACCAAAUUUGUUGGCAAUCCAACAAACAGUAAUUGAGACUUUUCACUAAAAACUGUGGAUAUGUGUGACAAUAGUUAUUGUAAUAUGGGUCAAAGUCAGGAUGAAAUAUACCUAGUCAUGCUGCUAACAUGGCUAGAAAUCAAUAUAACGGUGGUGAGAACAUGUUGGGGAAGACAAAGGCAAAACUUAUUAUUUAUUGUUGUUUGCAUCAUCAGAAAGUCUCUGUGUUCCGAGGGAGGGAAUUGGGAACCUCUGCUUUAAGAUACAUGUCUUUACUAAACUAAAAUGAAUAUAUUUUUAAGUGUUUUUGUUAUUUGUCUUAAAGUGACACACUCUCGAUCUAAGCCUUUUGUCACACAAGAUGCCCAAACCCACCUCAGUUUAUUUAUAAUCUGUGUGAUGACAAACAGUGAUAAGGAAAAGUUCAAUUUAUUUUGAUAGCUGUCAUUAAAGGUGAAGCAUUCAUCAUCAGAAUUUAGCUUUACGCUUAAAAUAAACAUAAAGUAUACAGUACAGUGAGUUCUACCUAUGCUCAAAUUUCAAGUUCUUGGUAUUUAGUUCAAUUCAUAAAAAAAGAUCACACGCGGUGGAAAGUGUUGUACCUUCAGGUUUGGCGAUACUUAUGUAGAGUAAAAGGUUGUUGCUCUUCUGUAAUUAAAAGACAAUCUGUCCUUUUUGCUGUUCCAGUGAUUGUGGAACGUGACUGUAUAUCACUCUGUUAUAUGCAUUGCUGUUUAAAACUUAUGAUAAAAACUUAUGUGAAUGA
This is a messenger RNA of Eleginops maclovinus (Patagonian blennie), 5239 nucleotides long. RefSeq names its product Ras protein specific guanine nucleotide releasing factor 1 (gene rasgrf1). Gene Ontology annotation, biological process: positive regulation of GTPase activity; Ras protein signal transduction. NCBI's taxonomy places the organism in Eukaryota, Metazoa, Chordata, Actinopteri, Perciformes, Eleginopidae. The record is from RefSeq and is a predicted model, not a curated record. Gene Ontology annotation, cellular component: plasma membrane. Gene Ontology annotation, molecular function: guanyl-nucleotide exchange factor activity; protein binding.